CCAGCUUCUGUCGUUGCCCUGCAUCAACUUGACCUAUUACUGUUAGGAUAGUGAGAGAAGUGGAAGCAUUGCAAUCCCAACAUCCUCCCUGACCCACACACAUACACCGAGAUGGACCCGGCGAGCAUAAAAGACGACUUGAAGCUCUAUCAGAGCACCCUGCUCCAAGAUGGCCUGAAGGACCUCCUGAAGGAGAAUAAGUUCAUUGACUGUAUUCUGAAAGUAGGGGACAGAAGUCUGCCGUGUCACAAACUCAUCAUGGCAGCAUGUAGCCCUUACUUCAGAGAGAUUUACUUCUCCGAAGAUGGCAGAGAGAAGAGCAGCCCGGCCAAGGAGGUGGUGCUGGAAAACGUGGAUCCGUCCAUUAUGGAUAUGAUUGUGAAUUAUCUCUAUUCUGCAGAAAUAGACAUUACAGAUGAUAAUGUACAGGAUGUUCUCGCGGUAGCUAACCGUUUUCAGAUCCCGUCAGUGUUCACGGUGUGUGUAAAUUACCUGCAGAAGAAACUCUCCCUAGGAAACUGUCUGGCAAUCUUCCGACUGGGGUUAGUGAUGAAUAGUCCAAGGCUGGCCAUGGCAGCAAGAGAUUACAUCGCUGAACGAUUCGAAAUUCUAUCCACGGAGCAAGAUUUUCUCGAGUUCAACUCUCCGGAACUGUUUGCCAUCAUAGGCAGUGAUGCUCUCAAUGUGGAGAAAGAAGAACUGGUGUUUGAACUGCUAAUGAAGUGGAUCAGGAAGGACAAAGAGAACCGCGUGAAGCAGUUAAGCGAUGCCUUUGAGCACAUUCGUUUCCGAUUGCUCCCGGAAAAGUAUUUCAAGGAAAAGGUGGAAAAGGACGAGAUCAUCAAAGCUGAUCCUGAGCUUGUGAAGAAACUUAAGGUUAUCAAAGAUGCCUUUGCUGGAAAACUUCCAGGAAAGGUAGGAGGGAAAACGGAUGGAGAGAGUGCAAUGCCCGGAUAUCUGAAUGACACCCGAAGGCUUGGCAUGUAUGCCAAGAACCUUAUCCUGAUGAUUAACGACACGGCAGCUGUGGCUUACGACCCUGUUGAGAAUGAAUGCUCACUGGCAGCAAUGUCUGAGCAGAUACCUAAAAAUCACGUCAGCAUCAUUACCAAGAGGAACCAACUUUAUGUUGCAGGUGGACUGUUUGUGGAUGAGGAAAAUAAAGACUCACCAUUGCAGUGCUACUGCUUUCAGCUGGAUCCUAUUAGUGCAGACUGGAUUGCUCUACCUCCACUGCCUUCUCCCCGAUGUCUCUUUGCUAUGGGAGAAUUCGAGAAUCUCAUAUUUGCCAUUGCUGGUAAAGAUUUACAGACCAAUGAGUCUCUUGACUCAGUAAUGUGCUAUGACACUAACAAGAUGAAAUGGACAGAGACGAAAAAGCUUCCCUUGAGGCUACACGGGCACAGUGUGAUCUCACAAAACGGCCUGGUCUACUGUAUAGGAGGAAAGACAGAUGACAACAAAACCAUCAACAAGAUGUUUGCAUAUAAUCACAAGAAGUCUGAAUGGAAGGAGCUAGCUGCUAUGAAAACACCACGCUCCAUGUUUGGGGCAGUUGUCCAUAAAGGAAAGAUCAUUGUGGUUGGAGGAGUCAAUGAGGACAGUCUCUUAGCAUCGUGUGAAGCCUAUGACUUUGGAACCAACAAGUGGGAAGUCUUCCCUGAGUUUGCGCAGGAGAGGAGCUCAAUAAAUGUCGUCAGUGUUGAUGGAGAGCUUUAUGCGGUCGGGGGCUUUACCAUGGUAGGGCAAGAUAAAGACUGUGUUCCAUCAGAGAUCACAGACAUUUGGCAGUAUGAAGAGGACAAGAAGCAGUGGGCUGGAAUUUUGAGAGAGAUGCGUUAUGCAGCUGGUGCUUCCUGUGUUUCCAUGCGACUAAAUGCGGCAAAAAUGCCCAAACUGUAAAAAUAACCCAGGCCAAUUUAUUUUUAGUGUAACUUGAUGAUUCCAGUUAAAUGAAGAUAUAAUUUCAUAGUGCAUGAGCGUGAAACAGACGACUGUUUUAGAUGAUUCACAAGGAUGUAUUCAUAUACACAAUACACACCUGACAUUUUUUUUUUUUUUU
Messenger RNA from Neoarius graeffei (lesser salmon catfish), 2062 nucleotides. RefSeq names its product kelch-like family member 41a (gene klhl41a). The transcript has 6 exons. The coding region runs from base 112 to 1902 and encodes 596 amino acids. The record is from RefSeq and is a predicted model, not a curated record. Lineage: Eukaryota; Metazoa; Chordata; Actinopteri; Siluriformes; Ariidae. Gene Ontology annotation, molecular function: protein binding.